AUGUCCAGGGCAAAAGUUGCACCGUUGAAACGCCAGUCAAUUCCUCGCCUGGAGCUGAUGGCCGCGUUAUUGGGGGCCCGCAUGUGCCUAAACGUUUUAAGUCUGCACUCUUACAAGAUCCUGCGCACCGUGUUUUGGACUGAUUCUCGCACCGUAUGCAUCGGAGAAAUAUGGGAGUUAACGAAAACGAAGGACUGGCGUUGGAUACCGACAAAACUCAACAUAGCAGAUGUGCUGACAAAAUGGGGUGAUGGUCCGCCGUUGCAAAGUGACGGAGAAUGGUUCAAAGGCCCAGAGUUUUUGUACCGACCACAAAGCGAGUGGCCGACAGAUGAAAUUGUAUUCGACGAAACGGACGAAGAAGCUAGAGGUGUGGUGCUCUUCCACGAAGUGAUAGACGCUACGGUUAUAUCCCGAUGGACAAACUUGCUUCGGGUGACGGCAUAUGUAGUGCGGUUUGUUGCCAAUUGCCGACGAAAAGUGAAGGGUGAACCGAUGGUGACCACGCCGGCUACAGUUAAACAGAAGAGGUUAACCAAUCGAAUGAUAAACUAUGUCACGGUCAAGCAUGGAAAAAAUCACAUCAAACAGCAUUCAUUUUGA
Molecule: messenger RNA, 603 nt
Organism: Sabethes cyaneus
Lineage: Eukaryota; Metazoa; Arthropoda; Insecta; Diptera; Culicidae
Exons: 2
Coding region: 1-603 (200 amino acids)
Source: RefSeq, a predicted model, not a curated record